GGAUUGUUAGCCUUUGCAUAUAACAAAAGACUUGCUAGAGAAAAUACCAAACGUUAAACUUGUUGCUGGUAUUGGUGCUGGUUAUGAUGGCUUGGAUUUAGAUCUCCUACGAUCGCAUGGAAUAAAACUGUCAAACGGUGUGGGUGUUUCUGAUGCUGCAGUAGCCGACUUUGGAAUGCUGAUGCUCAUGGCUGCUGCAAGAAACUUAUACCAAGAUAUAAGUAUGGGUAUGAGUCCAACCACAACCAGCUUCCCACAUGAUUCAAGAUACCGUGAUAUAAGUGAAAGUGUGCUUGGUAUUGUGGGUAUGGGUCGCAUUGGUUACAAAAUAGCAGAGCGAGCAAAGGCUUUUGAUAUGGACAUUCUUUAUCAUAACAGAAACCAGAGGUCUAGCAUUGUAGAGGAAGCUGUUGGUGCUCAGUAUUAUAAGACGUUAAACCAAAUGCUUCCGCUCUGCGACCAUGUAAUAAUAACAGUUCCACUGAACUCAGGAACUUACAGAAUGAUUGGUGCAAAGCAGUUCAGAUUGAUGAAGCCUACCUGUGUGUUUGUCAACAUAGCAAGAGGUGGCAUUGUUGACCAUGAUGCACUGACUGAGGCUUUGGAAACAAAAAAGAUUUAUUACGCUGCUUUAGAUGUAACUGACCCUGAGCCACUGCCUCGAAACCACCCUUUGCUUCAGCUUAACAACUGCAUUAUAACUCCUCAUAAUGCAUCUGCUACAUUUCGUGUUCGUUCUAAAAUGCUACAGAAAGCAAUAGACAACAUCCUUGCUGCUAUCAAUGAUGAACCCUUGCCUUCUGGCGUAGAGUUUUAAAAUGUUAAUUACACAAUGCAUAAUCCUUACAGUUUGCAAUGCUAUGUAUGCCAUCUAAUUUUCCAAAAUCUAUGCAUAUUGUUGUAUUACUAUACUUGCAAUUUACAACAAUGCUUCCAGCAUGUAUUAAAACAAUAGUAUAGUUAUUAGCUUUUUCUGUUGAACAAAUGUAAAGUAUAUUGCAACUAAAAAAUACACAAAAAGAAUGAGCUUUCAACCCCCCUGCUUAAGAGCAUUUUAAUUUGUUUGAGUAUCUCAUUGUAAACAGUCGUUAAAAGUUACCACUUUUAUGCAAUAUAUAAUAUAACUGAUCAAUGCACCUCAAACACUUUAGUUUUACAUCUAUGCUGUGCUUUGUAGUGGCUGUGCUUUGUAGCUAAUUUAUCAUUUAUUCGCUUUCAUGCUUUUAUUUUCAUUAGUGCGUCAAAUGUGCAAUAAAAUGUAGUUCUUGCGGAGGCUUUAACACA
Ciona intestinalis (vase tunicate) is the source of this 1284-nucleotide messenger RNA. Lineage: Eukaryota; Metazoa; Chordata; Ascidiacea; Phlebobranchia; Cionidae. The record is from RefSeq and is a predicted model, not a curated record.